This is a messenger RNA of Pipistrellus nathusii (Nathusius's pipistrelle), 726 nucleotides long. The record is from the annotation of a GenBank genome assembly. NCBI's taxonomy places the organism in Eukaryota, Metazoa, Chordata, Mammalia, Chiroptera, Vespertilionidae.
AUGGGCCUGGAGCUCUACCUGGACCUGCUGUCGGCGUCCUGCCGCGCCGUCUACAUCUUCGCCAGGAAGAACAGCAUCCCCUUCGACUUCCAGUUUGUGGACCUGCUCAAAGGUUACCACCACAGCAAGGAGUACAGCGAGAUCAACCCCCUGAAGAAGCUGCCCAGCCUCAAAGAUGGGAAAUUCGUCUUAUCGGAAAGCGUGGCCGUCCUCCUCUACCUGUGCCGCAAGUACAGCACCCCCUCCUACUGGUACCCGCCGGACCUGCACACCCGCGCCCGCGUGGACGAGUUCAUGGCCUGGCAGUACACGGCCAUCCAGCUGCCCAUGAGCAAGGUCCUCUGGAUCAAGCUCCUGAUCCCCAUGAUCACAGGCGAGGAGGUGCCAGCGGAGAAGGAGGAGGAGGUGCUGGCCGAGGUGAAGCAGAACCUGCAGCUGUUUGAGGAGCGGUUCCUUCAGGACCGGAACUUCAUCACCGGGGACAGCAUCUCCCUGGCCGACCUGGUGGCCUUGGUGGAGAUGAUGCAGCCCAUGGGGGGCAACUACAAUGUCUUCCAGUUCAGCUCCAAGCUGUCCGAGUGGCGCUUGCGGGUGGAGCUGAGCAUCGGCCCCAGCCUCUUCUGGGAGGCCCACAACCGGCUGACGAAGCUGGGCGAGUGGGACUGCUCCACGCUGGACCCGUCGGUCAAAGAGAGGAUCACCGACCUGCUGCAGAAGCUGAAGUGA